Molecule: messenger RNA, 759 nt
Organism: Acanthocheilonema viteae
Lineage: Eukaryota; Metazoa; Nematoda; Chromadorea; Rhabditida; Onchocercidae
Source: the annotation of a GenBank genome assembly
AUGGUUCCACAGCCACAGUGCCAGGUUUGUUUGGAUGUGCUUGCUCUAAAUGAAUGUUCAGCUACACGCUGUGGCCACACAUUCCAUCUGCGUUGUAUCGUACGAUGGUUUAAGAAUUCUAGAGUAUGUCCAGUUUGUCGAAAGGAAGUCACACCAACUGAUCUCAUCCCACAGCUCUUUUUCCAAGUGGAAGAUGAUCAAAAUUCCAGUUCCGAUGACUCUCAUUUAUUACAAAUACAUUUUGAAAUCCAGAAAGUUUUGGAUAACCUCGAGAAGGAGAAGCGGGAUGCUGCUACAGCCAAGAAUAAAGCUAAUUUUUAUUUGGCUGCAAAUCUUUUGUUGAAAGAAAGAAUCUCGGAUUUGGAAUCAGCUUUUCACGAUGAUAUGCAAAAAAUCAGACAUCUGGAAAAUAUAGUUAUAAAACAGCAGAAAAUCAAUAACGAGCUACAAAAACGAUUGAAAAUAAAUACAUUAUGCGGAGCUUGCAAAUACAGUCACGAUCAAAAUGCCUGUGACUUUCCGCAGUUUUGGACUUGUCCACAUGGUUGUGCUGUUUCACAGCAGAUGAAACAGGCCACGGAAACAGCUGAAAAGCAAGAAGAAAAAUCUCAAAAAAUAUUGAAGACAAUUAAUGAACUAACGAAAAAUUUCAGUGAACAUCUAAGCCUCAGUGCACGAUUGAGAGAAAAUCUUGCUUUUCCUUCAGAGACAGUUAUGGAUGCAACGCUCGACGAAGUUAUUGUUUUUGGAGUAAUUUAA